CCGCGAAAUCGAUCUACUUCUUCAGCGCGAAAUUGAUCUCCAAACACGUCUCUCCCGCGAAAUCGAUCUGUUCUUUCAGUGAAAUCGAUCUUCUCCUUCAACGUUGUCUGCAACUCCCUCCAUCGACCUCUUCCUCAAGAUGAGUCAGCAACAAAAUGAUGCAUAUUUCACCAACUUGAUGAAUGAUGGGACUGAUUAUGAAUUUAUGGAUGAACCUCUUGACCAAGGGGAUCAGUCUUCCCCAAUCUCUCCUAAAAUAGAAACCACCAAGAAACCACAACGAGGUGGCAACUUCACUACAGAAGAAGGCAGUAUGCUCAUAUCGGCGUGGCUUAACAUUAGCUUAGAUCCAGUGCAAGGGAAUGAACAAAAAUCAAAGGCUUAUUGGCUAAGAGUGUGGGAGUAUUUCCACCAGUACAAAACUUUUUCAUCUAAUCGUAGUCAAACUUCUUUAAUGAAUCGUUGGUCAGCAAUUCAACUUGCCACAAAUAAGUUCAGUGGGUGCUUCGCCCAAAUCCAAAGGUUGAAUCAAAGUGGAAAGACUGACAAAGAUAAGAUUCUUGAUGCGAAGAAAUUAUACAAAGAGUUGUACAAAUCGUCAUUUCCAUUUGAACAUUGUAGGCAUGAGUUAAGAGAUCAACAAAAAUGGCGAGAAGAAUAUAGCAUGAAGAAACAAAAACCAAAAAAAGUGGCAACUCCCGGCGUUUGUUCUCCUAGUGCACCGGAUUCAAUCAAUUUAGAGGACAAUGAUGUUUCACAUAAUGACAAUGUAGACUUGGAAAGACCACCGGGUAGGAAAGCUGAAAAGGAACGUUUGAAUAAAAGAAAGAAUAAAGACCGUGGAAAUGAAGGAGGGACAUUUCUAUUUGUUGAUCAAUUAAAUACAGAUUAUAAAAUUGAAGUUGUUAGGCAGAAACUUGCAAAGCUUAAGAAGCAAAACACAACCUAA
Molecule: messenger RNA, 949 nt
Organism: Camellia sinensis
Lineage: Eukaryota; Viridiplantae; Streptophyta; Magnoliopsida; Ericales; Theaceae
Source: RefSeq, a predicted model, not a curated record